Messenger RNA from Heterotrigona itama, 349 nucleotides. NCBI's taxonomy places the organism in Eukaryota, Metazoa, Arthropoda, Insecta, Hymenoptera, Apidae. The record is from the annotation of a GenBank genome assembly.
AUGCUGCCGAAAAAGGACGGCCAUCCAGAGCCGUACGCUCUGGAGGACAUGAUAUCCGAUCUCCAAGCGCGACGAAAUUCCCUCGACCAGGAGGACCUCGAGGAUCCGGUGGAGCUUCUUAAGAAACGCGACAGGGACCUUGUUUUAGCGGCAGAAUUGGGGAAGGCGCUUUUGGAGAGGAAUCAGGAAUUAACCAGGCAGAGUGAGAUCCUCGUCGAGGAGUAUUCGUCAAAAUUAGAGGUGAGUUUUUUUUACCACGCUUCAUUGCAUUGACAUUAAUCCGUUAGAGUAACUUAUUCGCUCGAAGCAUUUUAUUCUCGUUAACUAGACUUCGUUAAUCGAUACUUGA